Physeter macrocephalus (sperm whale) is the source of this 1153-nucleotide messenger RNA. RefSeq names its product POU class 4 homeobox 1 (gene POU4F1). NCBI's taxonomy places the organism in Eukaryota, Metazoa, Chordata, Mammalia, Artiodactyla, Physeteridae. Gene Ontology annotation, molecular function: RNA polymerase II cis-regulatory region sequence-specific DNA binding; DNA-binding transcription factor activity, RNA polymerase II-specific. Bases 110 to 1153 code for a protein of 347 amino acids. The record is from RefSeq and is a predicted model, not a curated record. Gene Ontology annotation, biological process: regulation of transcription by RNA polymerase II. The transcript has 3 exons.
CCGCCAGCCGCCGCGGCUGCAGCCUCCGAAGGGAGGCCGGGGGAGCCGGCGUGCGCACUUUCCCGCGGACUUUCGGAGUGUUUGUGGAUUUACAUGCCAAGCCAUCAAGAUGAUGUCCAUGAACAGCAAGCAGCCUCACUUUGCCAUGCAUCCCACCCUCCCUGAGCACAAGUACCCGUCGCUGCACUCCAGCUCCGAGGCCAUCCGGCGGGCCUGCCUGCCCACGCCGCCGCUGCAGAGCAACCUCUUCGCCAGCCUAGACGAAACGCUGCUGGCGCGGGCCGAGGCGCUGGCGGCGGUGGACAUCGCCGUGUCCCAGGGCAAGAGCCACCCGUUCAAGCCGGACGCCACGUACCACACGAUGAACAGCGUGCCAUGCACGUCCACGUCCACCGUGCCGCUGGCGCAUCACCACCACCACCACCAUCACCACCAGGCGCUCGAGCCCGGUGACCUGCUGGACCACAUCUCGUCGCCCUCGCUCGCGCUCAUGGCCGGCGCGGGCGGCGCGGGCGCGGACGCCGCCGGGGCAAGGCCCGGGCUGCUGAGGAGGCCCCCGGGGGGCGCGGGCGCGGCGGCGGCGGCGGCGGCGGCAGCGGCGGCCGGGCAGGUGGCGGCGGCGUCGGCGGCGGCGGCCGUGGUGGGCGCGGCGGGCCUGGCGUCCAUCUGCGACUCGGACACGGACCCGCGCGAGCUCGAGGCGUUCGCCGAGCGCUUCAAGCAGCGGCGCAUCAAGCUGGGUGUGACGCAGGCCGACGUGGGCUCGGCGCUGGCCAACCUCAAGAUCCCGGGCGUGGGCUCGCUCAGCCAGAGCACCAUCUGCAGGUUCGAGUCGCUCACGCUCUCGCACAACAAUAUGAUCGCGCUCAAGCCCAUCCUGCAGGCGUGGCUGGAGGAAGCCGAGGGCGCGCAGCGCGAGAAAAUGAACAAGCCCGAGCUCUUCAACGGUGGCGAGAAGAAGCGCAAGCGGACUUCCAUCGCCGCGCCCGAGAAGCGCUCGCUCGAGGCCUACUUCGCCGUACAGCCCCGGCCCUCGUCCGAGAAGAUCGCCGCCAUCGCCGAGAAACUGGACCUCAAAAAGAACGUGGUGCGGGUGUGGUUUUGCAACCAGAGACAGAAGCAGAAGCGGAUGAAAUUCUCCGCCACUUACUGA